Molecule: messenger RNA, 1588 nt
Organism: Maniola jurtina (meadow brown)
Lineage: Eukaryota; Metazoa; Arthropoda; Insecta; Lepidoptera; Nymphalidae
Gene: kri
Product: uracil phosphoribosyltransferase homolog
Exons: 4
Coding region: 81-764 (227 amino acids)
Source: RefSeq, a predicted model, not a curated record
UACUUUGACUUUGACGUUUAAAUCAUGUUGACGAUUCACAUUGCUUUGUUGUGCAUUUUUUGUUUUUAUUAUAAAUAAAUAUGGAUUUAAUUGAUAGUGAUAUUCGCCAGUGGGACGUGAACGAUGUGAGGGAACAAUUUGGCGAUAGCCUGAUGUUGCUUCCGUCUAAUGAUAACAUCAAAGAACUCCAAACUAUUCUACGGGAUAACACAAUUUACAGAAACACAUCUCGCAGUGACUUCAAGUUCUAUGCAGACCGGUUAAUCAGACUCGUAAUAGAAGAGAGUCUGAACAAGUUGCCGUUCACAGACUGUGAGGUGGUGACCCCCACGGGAGCCCUGUACAAGGGGUUAAAGUAUGGGUCUGGGAACUGUGGGGUUUCUAUUGUCAGGUCGGGAGAGGCCAUGGAGCAGGGUCUUCGCGACUGCUGCCGCUCUAUACGCAUAGGCAAGAUUCUAGUGGAAAGCGACAAUGAUACCCAUGAAGCACACGUUGUCUACGCCAAGUUCCCUGAAGACAUCUCGCGGCGGCAAGUCCUGCUCAUGUACCCUAUUAUGUCCACUGGCAAUACUGUUAAACAGGCAGUAAACGUCCUAACGCAGCAUGGCGUAAAGGAAGAACACAUUAUACUCUCAAACCUAUUCUGCACGCCGGCGGCCGCGCAGGCCGUAGUGGACUAUGUACCUAAGAUGAAAAUACUUACCUCAGAGCUCCACCCCGUUGCGCCCAACCACUUCGGACAGAAGUACUUCGGCACCGACUGAUAUGAAGACGACUUUUAAUUUUAUCAUAAUAAUAAUUAUUUACCUUUAAUUUUACUUUAGAAUUAGAUACAGUAAGAAUAAAGUCAACAGUAAAAUUUUUGUUUAGGUGAAAUGCUUUUGCGUCACUCUAUGACUUGAAAUGAGCUUUUUUUAGCAUUUAAAAAACCUAUCAAUGUAUUUAUGAGGACGAUUUUUAUGUCAGUGACGCUGAAUACUGGUUAACCUCUUAAAAGGAGGGAACCUCCUAAAAAUAUUUUAAUAGAAAAUUUAGAAGGUCUCUUUCAAUUGUAUUAAAUGUGCAAUAUGGAGUUGAGUAAAAUUAUCUGGAUCUAUAGAGACAACUUUGACUUUGCUCAAACUUAAGACAGAGUUAAAAAGAGAAAUGAAGAAAUAAAAAUCGGUCUCUUUUUAACUACGUCUUAAGUCUGAACAAACAAGCAAAUAUUGGAGACCUUAAUAAAAAUAAAAUAAUCAAUGAAAUAAUAUAAACUUUGCAAUAAUACAUAAUAUAAUCAAACUAUGCUAAAAACUUAGCAAAAAUAUACCAAAUGUACAUGUUGAAUACAAAAUGUAUUCAAAUGAAAUUAAUAUAAUCUGACAUCCCAACAUAUUAUUAUUUGUUAAACUUUACUAUGUUAUUAACUAUCUCAGUAUUUUUAAGGAAUUAUAAUUAAGUAAAAAGUUCUUAUUGAUUUAAUGCAAUGUAUUCUGCCAUAUUGAUCAUAAUAAUAUGUAAAAAAUAUAUAUUGGUAUGUUACUACUAUGAUUUUCAAAAUAUGUAAAUAACAGAUAUUAUUGCUUAUGUAAAAUUUUGUGGCAAUAUU